Molecule: messenger RNA, 792 nt
Organism: Panicum virgatum (switchgrass)
Lineage: Eukaryota; Viridiplantae; Streptophyta; Magnoliopsida; Poales; Poaceae
Exons: 1
Coding region: 327-617 (96 amino acids)
Source: RefSeq, a predicted model, not a curated record
GUAGCAUUAUCGCGAGGAACGGCGGCCAUUUUAGUUUCCUCGGGUCAAACGGCCCCGUCCCUUUCUGUUUCAGUUCCCUCCUUCCGCUCCUUCCAAGUUCCAACCCCCGGCCCAUCAUAAAGGUCUCCGAUCGCAACCGCCCCCCGGCGACGACGGCUUCUACGUUCCCUUUGGCCGAUUGAUUGCUAGGCCGCCGUAUAUCUACACGCCGUCACGCCCGGCUCGCCCCAAGUUCAACGCCAGCCCGCGUCGCCUCGCCAGCCACAGACGCGGUAGAGCGCGCGCGCUAGCGAGCGAGCUUCUCUCCGGCGGGUGCUCGUCCGUACAUGGCUGGGCUGCAGCGGUCGAGCGAGACGUUCCGGCGGUCGGGCUCGUCGGGGCUGGUGUGGGACGACAAGAAGAGCUCGGGCGAGAUCAAGCCGCCGGGCGACGGCGGCGCGCUGGAGCGCAGCCGCUCGGCCGGCCACGCGCACGGGCACGCCGGGUACAGGGCGGCGGGGCGCGUGCCGCCCGCGCUCGACCCGCCGUCGCCGCGCGUCCCCGCGUGCGGCUUCUGGAGUCUCUUCGGCGGCGGCGGCGGCAAGGCGAAAGCCAAGGGGAGGCGCCACCGCCACUGAUCAUCAUCUUGUGCUCUGUACCGGCAUCGAUCGGAACGCGCUCCGAAUUUGGUAGCUUCUCGUAGCAUUUUCUUUUCCAAUCCUCUUGCCACUUUGUGAGUUGUUUCAUCUCAUGUCCUGGGUGCAAUAUAUACACUAGCAGAAAGAAGUACAAUUCGAAUGCUUUGUCAGGGUC